AAAACAAUUCAUAUUGAAGAACACGUUUUUCAAGCACGGAGAGGCUGAGAUCUGGAUGAGAGAUGGAGUUCAUGUUUUUCUUUGUGCUGUUGGUAGCCCUUGGAGCUCAUGCUGAGCAAUUGGGUCGUGUAAUACGAGCGUAUCCAGCUAGCGAUGGUCAGGUCAAUUAUCUCAAUAAUCUAGCCGACAACAACAACCUUGGUCUGGACUUCUGGACACACCCCUCUCAUCCUGGCAAACCCGUGGACAUCCGCGUAGCCCAUGACAACCAUGAUCAGCUGACCAAGCUACUGAAGUCUCAAGCUAUUGAUUUCAUCAUACAAAUCCCCGACGUUGAUGUGGCUAAAGCAAUGCAAAAUCCAGCGGGGUCUUCUAGAGCUGGUGUUUUCGACUAUUUUCGCUACAACACUCUUGACCAGAUUGUGGCUGAGAUGGGACGCCUAGUGCAAACUCGACCUAACAUCGCAUCCAUGUUCAGUGUUGGAACAUCUUACCAAGGAAGACAGAUGAACGCAAUCAAGCUCAGUUCUGGAGCAGGCAAGAAGACUCUCUUCAUGAACUGUGGUAUUCAUGCUCGUGAGUGGAUCACCCCGGCAACCUGUAUGUAUAUGCUGAAUCAGAUUAUCACUAAGUAUGGGUCAGAUAGCAGUAUAACAGCAAUGCUUAAUAAACUGGACAUCGUCAUCAUGCCUGUACUGAAUGUAGAUGGUUACGUGUACACAUGGACUUCGGAUCGCAUGUGGCGUAAGACAAGGUCUCCCCAAGGCAACGGUUGCUAUGGAGCUGACCCAAACAGAAACUUUAAUGCCAAAUGGGCAGGACCUGGCACAAGCAGCAAUCCAUGCAGAGACACUUACCAUGGGUCGAGACCUUUCUCUGAAAUAGAAACACGAAACGUUGCACAUUAUUUGUAUGGCAUCAGGUCAAAGCUCGUAGGGUACCUGGAUAUCCAUGCUUACAGUCAGUUAUGGAUGACCCCAUGGGGGCAUGCUAGAGGCGCCUAUCCACCAACCUACCAAGAGAUGAUGCGUGUUGCUAAUAUAGCAGUCCGAACUCUUUACGGGGUCCAUAGAACGUCGUACCGAGCUGGUUCAGUGGCUGACAUUAUCUAUGCUGCUACCGGAGGUACGAUGGACUGGGUGGCUGGUACCCUUGGCGUGACGUACUCCUAUGGACUGGAACUGAGAGAUAAAGGUAGAUAUGGGUUUUUGCUCCCAGCCAAUCAAAUUCGCCCGACAGGAGAGGAAACCUUUGCAGCCAUCAAAGCUAUGGUUCAAGAGAUGAGAAUCUGAUUAAACUGUUCAACAUUAUAUAACAUUUGAACUUCAAAUAAAGCUUAUGUGAUAACA
Molecule: messenger RNA, 1349 nt
Organism: Actinia tenebrosa (Australian red waratah sea anemone)
Lineage: Eukaryota; Metazoa; Cnidaria; Anthozoa; Actiniaria; Actiniidae
Product: carboxypeptidase B
Biological process (GO): proteolysis
Molecular function (GO): metallocarboxypeptidase activity; zinc ion binding
Source: RefSeq, a predicted model, not a curated record